Ipomoea nil (Japanese morning glory) is the source of this 597-nucleotide messenger RNA. RefSeq names its product RNA-directed DNA polymerase homolog. The transcript has a single exon. Lineage: Eukaryota; Viridiplantae; Streptophyta; Magnoliopsida; Solanales; Convolvulaceae. The record is from RefSeq and is a predicted model, not a curated record. The coding region runs from base 1 to 597 and encodes 198 amino acids.
AUGCCGGGCCUCAGCCGAGACGUGAUCACGCACAAGUUGGCUGUCGACCCCGCGGUCAAGCCAGUCCAGCAGCGCAAAAGGUACCUCUCCGCCGAGAGGAGGGAGUUCGUCAAAAAUGAGGUCGACACCCUGCUGGAGAUCGGUCAUGUCAGGGAGGUCAUAUACCCCACCUGGCUAGCCAACGUGGUCCUCGCCCCAAAGCCACCCACCUGGAGGAUGUGCGUGGACUACACCGACCUCAACAAGGCCUGCCCCAUGGACCCCUUUCCUCUCCCCAACAUUGACCAGCUGGUGGACGAGACCGCAGGUUGUGCCCUCAUGAGCUUCCAAGAUGCGUUCAGGGGGUACCACCAGAUUUUCAUGGAGGAGGCCGACGAGGAGAAGACAGUCUUCACCACACCAGAGGGGGUCUAUUGCUACAAGGUCAUGGCCUUCGGCCUGAAAAACUCAGGUGCCACCUACACCCGAAUGGUGGCCAAGCUGUUCAAGCAGGUCCUCGGUCGCAACCUGCAAGCCUACGUCGACGACAUGAUCGUUAAGAGCACCGAAACCGACCUCCACACGGAUGACAUUACCGAUGUAUUUUCAAUUAUGUAG